GUGACCCGUUUGGUCGAAUGAGAUUUUAAAAAUAAGUGCGCGCUCCUGGUCCAAGCGAAAGAGCCGGGGGAGGUGAUAACCUGCUUCACCGUUAACAGUCUCGCUCCGCGCUAUUAAUAAAUACCGUGAAAACAGAAGAAUGUCUGAAGAAAAGCCAAAGGAAGGAGUGAAGACAGAGAACGACCACAUCAACCUCAAGGUAGCUGGUCAGGACGGCUCAGUCGUACAGUUUAAAAUCAAAAGGCACACUCCACUCAGCAAACUAAUGAAGGCAUACUGCGAAAGACAGGGAUUGUCAAUUCGGCAGAUACGGUUUAGGUUCGAUGGACAGCCAAUCAAUGAAACAGACACACCUGCACAGCUGGAGAUGGAGGAUGAGGACACUAUUGAUGUAUUUCAGCAACAGACAGGAGGUGUCUAUUCUUAAGGUGGACAUGUACUGUACCCCGGAGGAAUAUUCACUUUAUUUUAUUUUAUUUUUUUUUUACUUUUUGCUUGGCCAAAUGUCAGGCUCACCACAAGAUAAGGGCAAGUGUUUUUUUAAGGAAAGUCCUUAUUUUGAGAUGCAGACUGACUUUUUGUUUUGUUUUCUCACAAUUGCAUGAUUUGACAUAACCCUGUGUAAUGGCACAUCUCAAACCAGGUAUGGAUUGUAAUAGAAAUAAAACCUGUUUUUUUGAUAUUAAGAUGACACCCAGUGUGUCUCAAGUGAUAAGCUCUGAAGUACAUGCCAAAAUCCUUUCUCUUUUUGUCUGUCUUAGUUUUCCAACAAACAUUCAAAUUCGGGAUCAGCAAUUUAAUUCAUGACCUUGAUAGGAUUGCUUUGGAUGAGAACUGCUAGAUCGGAGCCACUGGUAAAUAUUUGGGGAAAGACGUCGUAUACGUAUUUCUUGUGUAAUAACCUUUUUAGUAGCUUUUUAAAGAAAUAUAAUUUCAUGUAUUCAUGCUGAUUUUAUUCUCUACAAUUGUUGAGGAAAUGUUUGUGCUGAGAAAGAUCAGUGUGAAUGGUUUACCUCAACACAGAUUUAACGGAGUGGUUAAUAAAGUAUGUUAAAUAAAUAGUGUUCUUUUAUGCAAGAUUUUGGUAAACACAAGAUGUAAAUGUAAAAGGUUACUGUGACUGUGUAACAGUGGUCUUUUCCCACAUUUUCAGGAUAUUAAAGUAUACAGUAAAGUUCA
This is a messenger RNA of Betta splendens (Siamese fighting fish), 1179 nucleotides long. RefSeq names its product small ubiquitin like modifier 3b (gene sumo3b). The transcript has 4 exons. Gene Ontology annotation, molecular function: ubiquitin-like protein ligase binding; protein tag activity. NCBI's taxonomy places the organism in Eukaryota, Metazoa, Chordata, Actinopteri, Anabantiformes, Osphronemidae. Gene Ontology annotation, cellular component: nucleus. The record is from RefSeq and is a predicted model, not a curated record. Gene Ontology annotation, biological process: protein sumoylation. Bases 140 to 427 code for a protein of 95 amino acids.